CAGUUAUUGAACAGCAACCUUAAAUAUUGUUCUUGUUACAUCUCCCCUCAGUGCAAGUGGGCGUCCAACCCGAAGCGUGGAUGAAAGGUGGUCUUAGUUUGCUUGUACACGCAGUGUUCAAACUAAAAGCAAAACGCAGAUUAAAACUCUGGGGAAAGAUACCCAACAGAAUACAUUCCUCUCAAGCCGAUUGAAACCACAAUUGAUUAGACAGAACAUCGAAUCUACAGAAAACGACAACAACGACACCGUAGGGGAAAAGGAAACAUMUUUUGAUGAUUGGGGGGUGCAGUAGUAUUCAAUCAAACUUUUCUUUUUCUUAAGYCGAAACCGAAAUGCCAGUAAUAUCUUCAACGCAGAUGUCAACGGUUAUGGAGACCGAUCGAUCCGACACCCGCGAGGCGGUCCAAAAAGCGUACAACCAGUUCAAUUCUACAAGUCACAGUCGGAAGAGCACCGCAAACGAUGACGGCUUCCAAUUGAAGGUUCCAAAAUCAAYACCAUCAAAGCCGUCACUCCUGGACAUGGGUGUUUCGGUUAUCGCAUCCGUCUGUGAGUGGACUGCGUUGUUCGUCUACAGGUGCCUUUGCAUCGCAGGGCACGCCGCGCUGGCCGUUUCCUUUUUGGCCUUUGUGGCCGUGUGCUGUUUAGGRAACUUCCACGACAACUACUUUGUGACUAUUUUGGAACGGGCCCGCCGCCUCGACUCGGAUCUGCAGGACGAGGUUACCUAUUACAAUCGGAAGUGUGGGGUCUCKGACGUGAGCACUUCGAAGCACCACCACAUUCACCUCGGCGUGAAUCCCGACAAACACGAUGCGUUGGAUAUCUUUGUGGACCCCAGCCUCUUCGAAUACGACGACGACGACGACAGUAUCGAAGACGAAAUCUGGGACGAGCACGGCAAAAAGAUUGCCUACCAACAGAAACAACUCGGUCGGAGACGGCGKCGCUUUGCUCCCGCGUACAAUAUCUGGGAAAAGCCCGCGCUCCGACCCAUCCCGAAAAAGGUGGCSAAGCGGGCCGGCCAACAGGCCGUCCGUUCUAUGAUGAAACACGGGUCGGUCAUGAUCCCACAAAUCCUGAGCGAUGCGACCAUGGAAGACCUGCGGGAAUUCAUUGUCGACAAAAAUGAGCGUGUCUUGGGGACCCCCGACCAGUACCCCAUGUCGGCAUCGCACCACCGGAUUUCGUACGGGAUCGAGUCGACCGAGCAUCCUUCCGUCGUGAGGGCAUUAAAGGAGAUCCACGACCACGGCGUCUUUGCAGAGCUCAUCCAAAACCUGGUCGGGGACGAAAACCCGGCGCUGUCGGAAAUCACCGCCAUUACGGCCUGGGGCGGUGCCGAAAUGCAGUCGUGGCACCCGGACGUAAAGCCUGACGGAAACGGGGUCAUGUUUGGCCGGACAUACAGCCACUCGUAUUCACUCUUUCUGCCUCUCCAGGACACAGUAGGCGAGAUGGGGCCUACAGAUCUCUGUCCCGGGACGCACAUGUGUGCCGACGAGGAUUUGUGGGACAUGUGCGAGGAAAACAAGAUUGGCCUCCACGAGAUUCGCAAGGCCAAGCCGCGCCAUUUAUACGAUCCCUCCGUCGAGGGAACGAAGGAAUACCUAGAGGACCUKUMSAAAGAGGGCACUUGGAGGGCUGGGGACGGGGCGCUCUUGAACCAGCAGGGAUGGCACCGAGGAACSGCACACACUGACGAAGACAUGGACGAUCGGGUGGUAUUUAUCGUGAGCUUUUUGAAACGCCCAAGUGCCGCCGAUCCCCGGCAGCUAGCAAGAGGGACCUACUUCCACCAAAAGUGGCUGAAUUGGGGUUCAACCUGGCAGGACAUGGCCGAUGCGGCGGAAUCGCUCAAGCGGCCCUGGAAUAUUUUGCGGUGCCURCAUCUGUACAAAGCCUCYGAUCGAUCAUGGGGAUACGAUUUGUUUACGGCGACGACGUUGCGGAUUGCCAACGAACAAAUGGGAGGCGAAGCCGGAGAUCUGGAGGGCCUCAUAGACAACGUGAUGAUUCCGUUGCGUUAUCCGGAGUGGUUGCAGGGGACCAUUGACUACGAUUCAGAGGAAGCCUGGCAGAUGUAUUUACGGGAAACGAUCCAGAAGACGCACGGGUUUUUGUAUCGCGCGAACGCUAUUGGUCUCACUGGAUUUAUGGUGGCUAUGGUUAUCAUCGCAAUCUUGGCACACUUGUACAAUAGAUUUUCCGGCCAAAAGAAUCGAGAAAGAUCCGUUAUUAUUCCGGUUUUGAAAGCGAGUGCCCGGCGCCUUGUAUGGACCCACGGCUCUAUUCUCGCUUUUGGGUUGUACGUUUGGCACGUGUUAAUUCGAUCGUCCCAGUGGGCGAUCGAUAUUGACUCGGGGACUACCCUUAUGAGGCCGUUUCCACCCGAUCCGAUCUAUCGAGACGUGGAUCCCGGUGUCCAGGGUGGCAACACCACACUUCCGAGGCGGUCAGAUGUUUUGAUUGGUACCCGAUACCAUACGAAUGCAAUCGGGGCCUACCGGACGUGGCUAGAUUAUCAUCCGGGGAACAGCGUCUUCAAUGACUUUGUCAACACAUAUGGGGGCAAUGGAAACUUUUACCACUCGCUCUUGCAACUGAACAAAGAAAGUCAUGCUGUAUCACAAUUGCCCUUGAGCUUGGCCGACCASCUGGCAUCGGUGGCCUURAAUACUAUCCAAAGUCGACACGAUGGUAGAUUCUUGAUGCAGGAUUAUCGAUCCGGCGAUUGGAAGGUCCUGAGCGAGGCCGAAAGCAAAAAWUACAUCCACAAGAGACUCUUUGUCGGAAGUAAAGACACUCUGUUGGGGGCGCUGAAUGACGAAACGGAGCUUAUGCUGAAUCGAUAUCGCUUCGGAGUCGAGCGGAAAACGUUUUCCAUGGCUUGGAAUUCUCAGCUUUUUGUUGCCGAUUUGUCAGAAAGUCUUUUCUCCCCUGCAAAUAAAAAAUACUUGAAGGAGAAUUUGAAUCAAGAAAUGGUUCGAGAUUCUUCAACAUCGUCGCUUGCUUUUCGAWCCAUUCUUCCACAUUCUAGUUUUCGAUUGAGGAAGCGGAAAAAAGUUCAUGAAAACRCAAACAUCUCUCACAACAAUAGCAGAAUUCGUAGAUACAUGGUGGGGGAUAGCCUGCCAUCGCUGUUUCCCGGGAUGGAAAUAUAUUACUCCAUUGAUAAUUCUCGAGACGGCUCUUCAGAUGAAAUAUUUUUCGCAACCUUGAUUGGUAUUUCGAGCAAGAAAACGUACGACGGGCGAGCUCGCUACCACAUUGCCUUUGAUGGUUCAGAGGUUCCUGAAAUAGAGACCACUGAAUUAGGUCGAGUCAAGAGGCAGUCGAUCAGAACACGGCCGCCAAUUACGGAAGGAUCCAGAGUGAUGGUCGGAGAUGUCGCUGGGACCAUCCUAUUGGUGUUGGCCGAUGGCUCUAUUGACGUUGUGUUCGACGAAGAUGGCGAGAUCGAUACGGACAUUCCGUACACAGAUUACGAGUUAUUUGUAGAAUAAACGAAUGGCAUUUUAGCCCUAUUCAAUACUUCAUAGAACUGCAAUCAUAUUAUAUUAGUAMUUCUACGAAAAAACUUUACUCGAUUUUAUCACUUAUUUUCAGACGCGUUGUUACAAUGCAUAAAUCGCUAUCAAUAGUUUAUUCUGUAAACUGUCAUCUCGGAGAAGUAUAAAGAAAAUUGUUGUUUGGAUCGAUAGCCAUUUUGGCAGACCCGCUGUUGUGCUGCACCAUGCUCCAGCUGUUUAAAUCCGCCCAUCGGAUUUCCAGUAAACCCGCGUCUGGAAAGUCUUCAAUCCCAUGUGUCUUCAUGACUUUCUUGGCAGUGUUCAAUAUUGCUGUGUUGUGACCGACGAUCAUGAUUCGAUGAAAGUUGUCGUUCAACCCGGUCACAAAGCUGAAAUAGUCGUUGAAUUCAAGMGUGUAGAGUAUGUCCUCAAAGGCCACGGGUUUAUUGGAMGCCCAGUGCCGCCGCAUCAGCUCCGUUGUGAACGCGGUUCGUUCUGAAGGAGAGGUAAAAAUCCAGUCAGGUUCUGGGAUGUAGUGCUGCUUGAGGUACAGACCGAGUCCUUCCGCAUCCUGCAUCCCCUUUGCGGUCAGCUGGCGGUCGAURUCGUUGACGAUUGGGUUGCACGGGGUAACCUGGGCUUCCGCAACCAACAAGAGGGAUCUUGUCCGUGGUGGCGGCCGUUCGAGAGAGACAGUGGAAGGCCUCCUUUUGAAGCUACCGCGAAACAACUCGUUAAAGAUAUAUAGGCUUCCAGUGAGCUUUGCUUCGCUGCUGGUUUGCAAUCCCUGGUGCCGAGAGAAUCCCACGAUCGCAAAUCCGAAGCCAAACAGGCAUGUCAGGAAAAAGAAGUGCUUGUAGAUAUGGAAUGUUUUGCCUCUUUUUCUGCUACCAAAAGCAAGAGUUGUGCAAGAAGCGMUUUCRCCGCUUAGAUCCAAUCCAAGAUCUGACUUCGUUGCUAUGGGCAAAUCAAUAUCCUCCUCCCUAGAUACAAGCGAACCCCCCAAACAUGUGUUAGUAUUCGUUAUCGUUCCAUAACCAUGGAGGGUUCUAUUCCCGAUAACAUGAAAUUCGUAGUCUCCACAUGCUGAUGUAUGCAUGACGAUAGCAUCGCGGUCAAGGAAAUGGACUGCGUCUUGACUAGCGGUACGGURGGCGUUUCGAUUGUUCGUCAUAGUCAACGCAAUUGCGCGUAGGAAAAUKAUGGUACUCGCACUUUUGUCUUCUCUGGUAUGUCCCCUUUAUGCCAGGACGUAUGUACAGCUUAUGAACUGACGAGGCGCCCUCAUAAACUGUUUUACUGUUUACAAURUUACCACUGUUUGCCUUCGACGAGGACCCGAGAAUGAAGAUCUGUUGAUGUGGAUGUGCCUGUUCUCCAAAUUCGAAUAAAUCCUUCAACUAAGG
Messenger RNA from Pseudo-nitzschia multistriata, 4921 nucleotides. The record is from the annotation of a GenBank genome assembly. NCBI's taxonomy places the organism in Eukaryota, Bacillariophyta, Bacillariophyceae, Bacillariales, Bacillariaceae.